CACAGAGGGAAGUCUGGCUAGAUAUAACAGCGUGUUAUGAGAAAAUAACAACACUUGCUGCCUUGUAUAUGACAGACACAGAGGGUUGAAUACAAAGAUGCUGAGAAUUCAGUGUGUGGUCCUGGUCCUAGUCUGUUACUUUCAAGGUUCCUUUUCCCAGCUCAGUGUGUGCGGUCAUGCACCAUUCAACAUACGUGUUGCGGGUGAAGAGAAUGCUUUAGAAGGGGAGUGGCCAUGGCAGGUUAGUCUACAGAGGCCUGGUAAACAAGGUGGCCACUUCUGUGGAGGAUCCCUCAUCAACAAAGACUGGGUCCUGACCACAGCUCAAUGUUUAUCCAGUGAAAAAAAUUCUAAGGUGAAAGUGUAUUUGGGGAUACAGAAUUUGAAUGGCUUCAACCCCAAUCAGAUUUCCCGACGCGUUAAAAAUGUGGUCCUUCACCCUAACUACAACAGCACAACCAAAAAUAAUGACAUUGCACUUGUGCGUCUGGAUGCUUCUGUCGAAUUUUCAGACUACGUCAGACCAGUGUGCCUGGCUGGACAAGGCAGCACUUUUCCUGCUGGCAUCAUAGGCUGGAUCACAGGCUGGGGAAACAUUAACACUACAGCGCCUUUGCCUGGAGUGCUGCAGGAGGCAAUGGUGCCCAUUGAUAAUGCAUAUAUUUGUGAUUUACUACUGAAUCCUGGAUCAAUUACUGCAAACAUGAUCUGUGCUGGUUAUCUACAAGGAGGCCCAGUCACCUGCCAGGCGGAUUUUGGAGGUCCGAUGUUGACUAAGCUUGGUGCAGCCUGGAUUCAGGCUGGUAUCACUAGCUGGGGUAGGGACUGUACUCAACGUAACUCACCCCAUGUGUUUACUCUGGUGUCCCAGUUCCAGAUCUGGAUAUCAAGCAUUAUCCAGGAAGACCUUCCUGGAUUUGUCAAGUACUAACACAAUGCAAAGCCUGUUCUUAUGUUCUGUUUUCGUGGAAUGUUCUCAUGGCUGCUCCGUGUUCAGGGACACCACAGUGGAUCAUCUGGUUCACAUGUUUUGAUGUAGCACAAGUUUUAUGCUGGGUGCCCUUCCUCAUGCAACAGUUUCAUAUUAUCCUGGGUUGAGACCAGUGCUGAGAAGUUUAAAUUAAACAAUAACAAUUUUCAUUCUAUAUGAGAUGUUUGUCUUUUUUUACUACACAGCUUUAUAUAUAUUUUUUUACCUGAGAAAUUAAUACCUUCGAUAUAUAGUUGUUAUAUUCAAGCAGUUUUGUAAUAACCAAAUAAAAUUUUUCAAUGUAAAUUA
Tachysurus fulvidraco (yellow catfish) is the source of this 1279-nucleotide messenger RNA. RefSeq names its product serine protease 27-like. The transcript is spliced from 7 exons. Gene Ontology annotation, biological process: proteolysis. Bases 98 to 931 code for a protein of 277 amino acids. Gene Ontology annotation, molecular function: serine-type endopeptidase activity. The record is from RefSeq and is a predicted model, not a curated record. Lineage: Eukaryota; Metazoa; Chordata; Actinopteri; Siluriformes; Bagridae.